AUGGAAAGGCUCAUUAGACAGAGUCUUGGCUACGGAUUUGUAAAUUACGUCCGGCAGGAUGACGCCGAGAGAGCCAUCAACCAGCUUAACGGCCUACGUCUUCAGAACAAAACUAUAAAGGUGUCGUACGCCCGCCCGAGCAGCGAAGCCAUCAAGGGCGCCAACCUGUACGUGUCGGGGUUGCCCAAGUCCAUGACGCAGCAGGACCUGGAGGGCAUGUUCAGGGCCUACGGCUCCAUCAUCACCUCGCGGAUCCUGUGCGACAACAUCACCGGCCUGUCGAAGGGCGUGGGCUUCAUCCGGUUCGACCAGCGCAUCGAGGCGGAGCGCGCCAUCCAGAAGCUGAACGGCACGAUCCCCGACGGCGCCGCGGAGCCCAUCACCGUCAAGUUCGCCAACAACCCCUCCAACAACAACAAGGCAGUCCCCCCUCUGGCCGCCUACCUCUCGCCCCUGACCCGCCGCUACGGGGGGCCCAUCCACCACCCGGCCGGCCGCUUCCGCUACAUUCCGCUCUCCCCCCUUACCAGAAAUAUAGUUGAGGGCUUAGGUCAUCGAUGA
This is a messenger RNA of Penaeus vannamei (Pacific white shrimp), 561 nucleotides long. NCBI's taxonomy places the organism in Eukaryota, Metazoa, Arthropoda, Malacostraca, Decapoda, Penaeidae. The record is from RefSeq and is a predicted model, not a curated record.